UUAUGAUAAAUUGUUCUACAGGCUGCAGAAUCAAAAUUGACAAAAUUUGUUGAAGACAUUAUUGUUCCGCCAAGAAUGGUUGACAUAAUUGUUGAUGGAGAGGUCAAUGAAGAGUACUUAAAGACUCUAGAGUCACUAAGCAAACAGUUGAAAUUUCCUGAAGUUGAUUCCAUGGUUAAACCAUCAAAAGCUCUAAAAGAUGUUCAGUCAGAACUGGAAAGGCUUCGGCAACAGGCAGUCUCAAAGGUAUUUGAGUUCAUUGUGCAAAAAAUACAUGCCUUGAGAAAUUUAAAAACAAGCGUCCAGAUCCUGCAGCACAGUAUUCUUCUUAAGUAUAAGUGCUUGAUUAUUUUUCUUAAAGAACAUGGUAGGGAGAUAUAUAAUGAGGUUAAGGCAACAUAUAUUGAUACAAUGAGCAAGAUCUUAAGUGCUCAUUUUCACGCAUACAUACAAGCAAUGGGGAAAUUACAGCUGGAUAUAGCAACAGCAAGUGAUUUGAUUGGAGUCGAGGCCAGGAGCACAGGACUCUCCUUAAGUAGAGAACCUUUGAAGAAUGGUUCAGCUGUUUUUGCAUUGGGUGAUAGGAUUAAUAUUCUAAAGGAAAUUGAUCAGCCGGCAUUGAUCCCACAUACAGCUGAAGUGAAUUCUCAAAGAUAUCCAUAUGAAGUUUUGUUUAGGAGCCUGCACAAACUUCUGAUAGAUACUGCUGCUUCUGAAUAUCUUUUUUGUGAUGAUUUCUUUGGAGAAGAAUCUAUAUUCUAUGAAAUCUUUGCAGGACCAUUUGCUGUUCUUGAUGAACAUUUCAAUGUGGUACUUCCAAAUUGUUAUGAUGCUCUUGGUUUGAUGCUUAUGAUACACAUCAUUCAUCAGCAGCAGAUGGUCAUGUUCAGGCGGCAAAUUCCAUGCUUGGAUUCAUACCUCGACAAGGUCAAUAUUUCUUUGUGGUCUCGUUUCAAAUUGGUAUUUGAUAUGCAUCUCAACAGUCUACGAAAUGCCAAUGUAAGUACAUUAUGGGUAGAUGAUGUCCAUCCUCACUAUGUAAUGCGGCGCUAUGCAGAAUUCAUAGCAUCCCUUGUGCACCUCAACGUUGAACACGGAGAUGGUCAGCUUGAUCUGAACUUUGAAAGAUUAGAAAUGGCAAUUGACGACCUGCUCAUUAAGCUCGCCAAAACUUUCACAAAGCCAAAGUUGCAAACCGCAUUCCUGAUAAACAACUAUGAUCUGAUAGUUGCUGUACUGAUGAAUGUACCUGGAGGUGGAAGAACAAUGAUAUACUUUGGGAAACUGCUAGAAAGCAACAUUGACAUAUUUGCCGAAGAAAUGCUGCUUGAGCAUUUCAACGAUCUGAUCAAAUUUCUGAAUUCAUGUGGCGCUGGAGAAUCAAGCUCCGGUGCGGAGAAGCCUUCGGCCACUGAUCUUGAACCGCUGGUGAGGGAUUUUUUGAGCAGACGGGAAACUGCUAUAGAGCUGAUGAACAAGGACGUCAUCACAUUUUUCAGCAACUGUUUGUGCGGCGGAAGAAAUAUUAUGGACGUGGCUACCAUAAAGCUGCACGUUUAUUAUGGAAGGCUCAGAGAGUGUGCUAGGAGAAUGGAAGGCUCCUUUGAUUGCAGGGAUCCGUUGCCAGUAUUUCGCUUAUCUUAUAAAGAUAAAUAUUUUAAGAUGGUUUAGGUAUUAUUCUU
Molecule: messenger RNA, 1682 nt
Organism: Dioscorea cayenensis subsp. rotundata (Guinea yam)
Lineage: Eukaryota; Viridiplantae; Streptophyta; Magnoliopsida; Dioscoreales; Dioscoreaceae
Product: vacuolar protein sorting-associated protein 52 A-like
Biological process (GO): endocytic recycling; Golgi to vacuole transport; retrograde transport, endosome to Golgi
Cellular component (GO): GARP complex
Molecular function (GO): syntaxin binding
Source: RefSeq, a predicted model, not a curated record